CUGGAGCCAUCAGAGAACAGGCUGAGAACCCAUUAGCUGUUGUCUGAUGAGGUAACCUUUGGGGGAUGCCUCAUGUUCUUAGUCAUCCAAAUAAACAAAACAAACAAAAAAUAAUAAUGAAAUCAGCACAACUGGACCUUCCUGGCGUUGUUGAUAACUGGUGUGGUGGAAACCAUUCAAAAACUAUAAUCUUUUUGCUUCUACCUCAGUGGACUUGAACCUGAAGUCGUCAUUUAAGAGAAGAUGUGAAGGUUCCAGAACAGACACCUUGUCCACAACUUUAAGCCAGAACCUUUGUACAUCUGAACACUUCUACAAGACACACGCAUCAAUGUACUCAUAACGCCCUGACUACAAAAUAUAUAGUAAGGACUGGGAGCUAAACCUAUCAAAUGUCUUUUACGUGGCUUUAAAUGAGCCAAAUUUUUUAAGUGCUGACCUUACUCUAAAUAGGGAAACUGUGAGCUUCUUGAGAUACCAAAAUGGGAUGUUAGAUCAGUGAAAUCUACAACUGAAUUUUGACCUGAGAUAUCCUCCAAAUGUCCAGAUGCCACAUUGGGCCCAUGAUUGUGAAAUGAAUGGAAAAUAGGGAACAAGACCAAAACUACGUUCUUGUAGGGUCAAAAGGUCUUCUUCCUUUUCUGUUUGAAUGAUGGUUGGCUAGCGUCAAAGAUGCCAGAAGCACAACAAGAAAUACAACCUCUUGACCAAAUAUAGAAAAUAGAAAAAAGAUUCAUUGCUGUUUCUCCCAUAAAGUGACAGUUGCAAUGUGAGCCAAAUACAAAUAGAGUGAAAAGUAACAUAAAAAUAAGAUGGAAGAUACAUAAAAAAACAAUCAAAUGUUGCAUAUGUAUCACAAUUUGACAGAGAUAAUAAAUAAAUAUAAGAGAGUCUGAAGUGUUGAGGGUGACCAACACUCUGUGGGAGGACUUCUAAAGUUUGACGGCCACGGGCAGGAAUGUGUUGCGUUGUGUGGUAGAUUUAGGAAGGAUGAAUCUAAGGUUGUCCUCAGACUGGCCAGUGUGUUGUGGAAUGGGUGGGAGGAGUUGUUCACCAAGUUAUAAGUGGUUUAAUCAAAAUUGUGAACAACAAGGUACAUACAAAUGUCCAGGGCAACUUUAUCCUCAGGUUCUGUCCUUUGCUGGCCCAGUCUUUGCCAAUUAAAGAAAAAACAAAAGCAGACUCCUCGGAAAUCUCCAUCCAGACUCUACUUGCCAACAUCCUCCUCCUCUCUGACACUGUUCAGAGUCCACCUCCACCCCUACAACAACACAGGCCUUGCCUUUCAGUUUGUUGAGUCUGUUAGCAUCCACCAACCAGCUCAGUGGUUCACCACAGACUCGUACAACAUCCUCGGCAUCGUCCGGCAGAUAUUUGAAGGACCUCAAUCCCCUCAGAAACUAGAGUCGACACUGGCUCUUCCUGUAGAGUAGCCUCAGUGUUCUUAAACCGGUCCAGUUUAUUGUGGACGUGCACUCCCAGAAACUUGUCCAUGCGGGACCCCUGGAUUGUACCAUGGGUCAUCAGAACGUUUAAAAGAAAAGAAAAGUUUCCUGGAGACAAAUCUUCCAGAGAGGGUUAGGGAGUUUAUGGCAACGUUGGAGGACCAGAACAUUUCUGGAGUAGAGGACACAAAGUGCGAGCUCCCCUCUCCACACUGCAUUAAUUAUUGGACUGAAUCCAGUCGACUCUAGGAGAAGACAAGGACAGACUUUAGGAAUCUAUUUAAGAUCGUAUCAGGAGUCAGGUCGGACGAUGCUGAAUAUUAAAAGAAUUUGAUCAGGACGUCACUAACACAGAGUUUCCUGCUCUUAUUUCUUGCUGUCUCAUCUCAUUUAAAGAAAACCCCGCAGCCUGCUCGUCAUUGGUCCACUUUUACCUGAAUAAGCUGUGCAUUGCGCGGUCGGGGCCCAUCGUCACCACCACCACCACUCUCAUCUUCAGAUUUAUCAAUGGUCAGGAGGCUCACGCGCCGCAUGAUGUCAUGGAAAGCUGAUCGGGCUGGAGCAGGAUGCUGACCCACCACGCUGCCACAUUAAUGAGCUCAGUUACUCCAUUUGUUUGCGGCCCUCCACUUUAUCUGUUGGCAGGCUUUCCACUUCCUUUUUGCAGGCUGAGAGUGUUUGCGGCGCGAUGGUUUUUAGAGGUUUAGGGCACUCUGCCCGAACAGUACGCCACUGUUGGACAGAGUCGAGAGGGAGAAAAAAAAACAGAGGAAGAAAGGGAGGGGUUGGAGUGUGGGGAGGGGGGCAAGCAGACAGGCCGACGGCGAGAUGGAGACUAAUUGAUCAGGACGACUUGGUGAGAGAAGCGGGGCAGAUGGAGGAGAGGCACUAUAUCUGUGGGAGUCAUAGGAGGAGGAGGAGGGGGUGGUUUUAAAGUUCUCUUCCAGCUCCACUUUUAUGAGGAUAUUUAGUGAAAAGGUGAGUUAAACGUUAACAUGCUGUCCACCUUCUGGGGGAGGUUUGUUGUCGUUGCUGGUAAAUGGCCUGACUGGACAGGCGAUUAGAUUAGAUCACGACUAGACUUGGUCCUGAUUCGCUCUCCUCUCCGUUUCCUGGAAAUAAUUAUUUUUAGUCCUGUUAGCAGCACAGCUCCAUGAAAACAGCGGCGGUCCAUCAGUUCCUCACUUCGGCCCAGGCCCCGGCAUCUCUACAGCUUGACACUGAAUUCUACCCAAAUAGCAUUUCCCCAGAGGAUGCACUGAUCAGCCAUAACAUUAGGACCACUGACAGUAUAAGCGAAUAACAUCCUGUGACAGUUCAGUGUUCUGCUGGGAAACUUUUGGAGCUGGCAUUCAUUCGUGUGGAUGUUGCAUAGACAUGUAGCCCCCACCCCAUAGCAAUGACACUCGUUGGUGGCAGCAACAACACAAAAGCUUUAGUUUGCUUUAUGUUUUUUCAUCAAUCAUGACACUUGUUAUGCAGAAUUGCCUCAGAGUGAAACCACAGUCAAACAGGAGGUUAAACCCCAGAAAGUUAAAUUCAGAGGCAGACUCAGCCUCCCUGCCCCCCAUUCCGUCCUAAACCCAAACAUGGUCACGCCCCUCCCUCCUCUCUCAGCACGAGCCCGGUCUCCCUGCGAGCCCUGGGGACCUGCUAUUGAUCGGUGCCUCGUAGGUAGUGAUUGGACAUGAGUGGAUAAUUUCCUUUGCUGCAUUAGAGUCCAUUACUGGCCCGCUCCCCGGAAAGAGAAAGACAUCCUCAAAAGGAAAAGAAAAAAAAAAAGACAGAAGAUUCUUCUUGGAAAAGCAAAUGAUUCGCCAGCCAAGGCUCCUCCAACUUUAUUAUCGGGUCCAUUUGGAGGAACUAUAAUGAGAUGCACCGGCAGCAGCCGAAAGGACGUCCCUCUAAAUAACUGAGACACUGUUCUUGACACUUUUUUUUUUUUGGUCAGAUUUGAAUAAAACUACAGGAUUAAUGUGGAUGUCUGUGUUGUUUGCUUGCUUGCAGCACCUGUGUCCUUCAUUUAGACCUUUCAUGAAAUUCUCAGCUGACGGAAACAACCUUUACAAUGUGACUCUUGGUCCCUCUGAGACCGGGCUGGACUAUUUGAGGCUCGGUGCACCUCAGGGCUUUUGGUCAGAUCAUUACUCAUUCCCAUCACCGGAUCCUUUCUGUUAGACUCCCCUGACUCAGUAAUAUUCUUUUUUUUUUCUUUUUCUUUUUUUCUUUAAGGCUGAAAGGAACUGUUCAUGGAGAAAUGCUAAUAUCUGCUGUUAUCACAAAGCCAUUUAGGAGAAGUCUACCUUGUUUAUUUGGGGUGGGGGUGGUUAGCUUGUAACUCAGACCAGAGACUGAAUAUCUCUAUGAUUACAACCUACAAUCAUUUCUCCCUCCAAUAAAACCUAAAACUGCAACUCUAACUUAACUCUAAUUGAGUAAUGUAUAAAAUAUCCAGUCAUAUGUUUGAGAGCAGAUUGUUACAUUUGAAAAUCUCUGUUGAACACUGGAUGAAAACCUUUUGAUUUUUGGUUUUUAAGGACUUCUGCAAAACUCCAUUAAGAAAACCUCAGAUUUAAGCCAUUGAUGUCCAUUAAAAUAAUUCUCCUAAUGCUCGGUUACUUGUAAUCCCGUUAUGUUUCUAGUUUGGAGGACUCUGUUUUUUGUUCAGAAGCAGAAACACUCACUAUCUGCCUUGAAUUUUUAAUGAGAAACCAACAAAACUGAAUCUAAAUUUCUAUUUUUUCCUCUUUUCCCUGUGACUACAAAUCAUUUCUUCUAGGAAUAAAACUUAAAACCCCUGCUGCUUACAGCUCUUUAUAGUUUUUCGUUUCAUUUGUGAAGCCUGUUGUGAUGUGAGGACCCAGAAGGAAGAUUUUACAUCCGUUUUUUGAAUAAUUUGCUUAAUUUAUUGCAUUUUAAGUAAAAUAAAUAUUCAUAUGUUUGGUAACAACUUCUUAAAUUUGGAAAUCUCUGUUGCGUUUUGGCUGAAAUCUAAGGAUUUUAGACUUUCAAGGACUGCAGCAGAAGUCCACUUAGAAAACCUCAGAUUUAAGCCAUUGAUUUCCAUUAAAAUAAUUUUUUUGUAAUGCUCAGUUAUAAUCCUGGUAUGUUUCUAGUUUGGAGCAGUUCUAGUUUGUGUUUUUUUUUUUUUUUUGCAUAGAAGCACAUCAGAAAGGGAAACAUUCGGAAUCUGUCUUGACUUUUUAAUAGAAAACCAGCGAAACUGACUGGUUCCUCUGUGGUAGCAGGAGGCCGUGAAGGAUAAGUCUGUGUUUACUUUUCUUUUAUCGCCUUGAUAACAACUGAAAAUCAUUUAAUAAAACUCCUGCUGCUUGCAGCUCUUUGUAGUUUUUUUUCGUUUGAUUUGUGAAAGCUGCUAUGACCCAUCUGGAAGAUUUUACAUCCGUCUUGCUAACUUUAUUGCACAUUAUGUAAAAUAUAUAUUCAUAUGUUUGGUAACAGCUUCUUGGAUUUGUAAAUCUCUGUUGCAUAUGGGCUGAAAUCCCUUAGAUUUUAGGCUUUGAAGGAUUCUAGACUUUGAAGGACUGCUGCAAAAGUCCAUUUAGAAAACCUUAGAUUUAAACCACCAGCAGCUGUCACCGAUUUCCAUUCAAAUAAAAUUCCCUAAUGUUCAGUUAUUUGAAAUAUUUAUAGGUUUCCGGUUUGGAGAGUUUCCUUUUUUUUGCUUAGGGGCACAUCAGAAAAACAAUCACCAGCGACGGUGAGGCUUUGUUUUUUUUUGAGGAAUCCCUAAAAACCAAAAGGCUGCGUGAAUCAAACCCCCCAAAAAGAAACCAGAUCUCUCUGUGAGCCACAAAAACCAUGAUCACUGGCGGAAAAUGUUGCCCUUAAUUUAUUAAUUUACAGCCAUGUUAUUCUGUCCCUUCUUUGGACCCUAAAUUCACCACCAGCCCCCUGCAGGGAACCACGGCUCCAGCUGCCUUUAACAGCUCCAUGCUUUAUCUGCGGCUGAGGCUGAUCUUUGAGCCAGGGGCCCUGAUAAUGAUGCUAUUUGUAACCCAGCAGGUGAGGCCUAUAAUGGGGGGGAGUUUGCAGUGGGUCACCACAUCCCACCACAUACAAUAUUCCCUGUAGCAGACAGACAGACAGACAGGGGGACGGGCUGACCAGCUGCUGCUGCUGUGAAUACGCUGCAGCUCAUCUCUUCAGAGCCAGAAGUAGAGCCUGCAUGGGUCUGGAAAGUUAUCUCCUCCAUCAUAUUAAUGGGGUAAUAAUGUGAUUGAUUGCUCAUCUCUCUGGGGAAAUUGGCUUCUCUGCUUCCUGGGAGUGCACGACUCAUCAGAGAGCCGCGCAGCCGAGUCUGAUCCUUGCUCAAGAGGCCCUCAGCAGGGCGAAUACUCGGGCUCCAUCAGCUUCCUCGGCGAGGGUCUAGAGAGGCGGAGGAGGAGGAGGAGGGGGAGGGGGAGGAGGAAGGGGAGAGGAAGAGAGGAAGGGGACUUGGGCGCCUCAGGACGGCCGAGCCCCGUUGCGAUGCACGGAGGCUGCUCGGAGAUGCUCCCCGGGUCUCCGGAGCGCAUGAGGCGGUUCCAGGCGACCGACGGUCCCCAGAAAGUUCCGGACUCUUCCGGACGCUGAUGCGCGGCUCUGCUGGGCUGCCUCGCUGUAGGUUCGGCAAACAGCAGCUGGAGCACGGCUCGGUUCGGAUCCCACGGAGCGGAGGCGUAUCCGCCGAGGGCGCCGCGAUCUGCGAGCCCCGGAGGCUGCAUCGCAUCCCUGCGUCGCAGUGGUAGUGGUGGUGGUGCUGGUGGUGGUGGCUGGUGGUUGGUGGUGGAUACCGUGUACGCGUGUCGGGUGGCAUCUAUGCAAUUUUAUUUGGACUUUUCAUUUUAUUAUGAGCACAGAGGAGGGAGAUGCGGGUCCAGCUUUCGGGGAGCCGAGCGGAGGCGCUGCCAUCACUCACCGCCACACCUGGGAGGAAGGCGAUCCGCUCGGCUCCCAAGGACGUCCGCACCCCGGCGACGACGACGCGGAGGAGGAGAAGGAGAAGAAGGAGAAGGAGAAGGAGGACGAAGCGCGGCGGGGAAAGGAGGGAGAGGACGUAGGGAGAUGCCGAGAGGGCCGGAGCUGCGGGGAUGCGUGCGGAGGGAACGCAGAGAAAUUCAGCGAGGAGGAGGAGGAGGAGGAGGAGGAGGAGGACGGUGCGGUCGGGGGCACAUCCAGCAAGACGCAGGCGGCGAUGCAUUCAAACUGCAGCAGCGAGAACUGCAUCCCCACUCCCAGCUGCCGGAUCUGCUUCCAGGGCGCAGAGCAGGGCGACCUGUUGAACCCGUGCAGGUGCGACGGCUCGGUGCGCUACACCCACCAGCACUGCCUGCUGAAGUGGAUCAGCGAGCGAGGCUGCUGGACCUGUGAGCUCUGCUGCUACCGCUUCCACAUCAUCGCCAUCAACCUGAAGAGGCCGUGGCAGUGGCAAUCCAUCACCAUCACGCUGGUGGAGAAGGUGCAGAUCAUCGCUGUGUUUCUGGGCUCCCUCUUCCUGGUGGCCAGCAUCUCCUGGCUGCUGUGGUCGGCUCUCAGCCCGCAGGCUAUCUGGCAACGCCGCGACGUCCUCUUCCAGAUCUGCUACGGCAUGUACGGCUUCAUGGACCUGGUCUGCGUGGGCCUGAUUGUCCACGAGGGGGCAGCAGUGUACAACGUGUUCAUGCGCUGGCGGGCCGUCAACCUCCACUGGGACGUCCAGAGCUACGACAAGGCCAAGGACAUGGAGGACACGAGCGCCGCUCACUCUUCUUUGACCCCCAGGACGCUCUGGUUGCCUCUGGCCACCUUCGGCCCCAGCGGCCCCUUGCACUCCACCCAGCUGGGGGCGCAGCCAUGGACCUGCCUCUGUCUGGCACCCUUCUGCCCCGGACUGGUGCCCCGAAACAACCUCGGCCAGGACAGUGACUCAGGAGAGGUUGUCAUCCGUGUAACGUCGGUGUAAACGCUAAGCAGUAUUUAUGCAGGAACAAAACAUCUGAAGGGCCUAAAACCAUUCUGGACAGUCGGUAUUUUUUUUUUUGUCUUUAUUUUUCUUCAUUUAAUUGAAACCGUUUGCCUUCUGUGGGGCUGUAGACAUAUUCAGUACGACGUGCAAGCACAUCAGUACAGGUCUCAUGAUGGUUUAGGAUCGUGAGCUUGUCUCUGUGAGUGUUAAUGGAUAUUGUGCAUGGUCAGUCUAGACCUAUACUCCAUAAUUCAAUAAUUAGACAAUUAGAAUUUGUCUGAUUUGUUGCAACAAUGCCUGAGACAUCAUUUAACUUCGGGUUGAAUGUUCGGGAUCUUUCAGAAAACGUGCCCGGUUGGAACUUGGUGAUGAGCGUAGCACAAAGCUGUGUUCUUGGUCCUGUUUACAGGAGAAUGGUGGCCAUGUUGGUGCAUCUGCUUUCCAAAUGUAAACUAAUAUAUAAAUAAAACGGAGCAGCAGUUGUUUCGGUUCAGUUAGUAUUGAAUUCAAACGUAUUCCGAUAAAUGCAGCUAGAAUACCUCACUUUAGUUUUCCUUGUAAUUAAUGGUAUGACAGCAGCGUCAAACUUAAAAUCCAAAGCCAUGCUAGCAUAGAUGUAAUACUCAUCGCACAUGAAAAUGACAAUAAUGGACCUGGACUUUGUCAGGGUGUGUUCAGACUUAGAGCACCAUUAUGCAAACAUUUGUUUUUGUUAACUGUUAGAAGAUGUCUAGCUAGCUGCUAAAAUGAUCCCAUACUCCAUCAGUCGAACAGCGUGGAGGCCAGCAGCUCAGUGUCGGUCAUGUAGCCUGUGAUUUUGUAGAGCGCUCAUCAACAACUGAAAGUCGGUUCAACGUACGACCUCAGCAAUCCAAACACAGAUAGACGACUUUUAGGACCUGUGUACACACCUGGUGUUAAAUAAUUAAAAUAUGGCUCCAUUAGUUCAUCCUGCUCUGGAGAUCUGAUCUCAGUCUGUGGGUAAUUAAGCAGCAGCGCCACCAUGUGGUCAGUAGAAUAUUAUAUCAGCUACUGUCUCUAAUGGAUCUCUACCUACCACUGUACCAGAACCAGGAACACAUGGUUGGUGACUUGGAGACAUGAUCCAGAUUUAGGAACAAGAUGGAAAGGAAGGAAGGUGAUGAGGUCAGUCUUUAAUGGGGCCAGGACUCAUUGUGGGGUCACACUAACUAAAAGGAAUAAGGUUACAUGGGUCCUAGACCACCUCCACAUAUGGACUGAGACCAGAUCAGGGUUCACACCUGGACUUUAAUAUGGAUCCUUUACAAUCUGAUGUCAACACGAGGUCCGAACAGGGCUUUAAUCUGGAUCAGUCUCUUGCUUGAUUACUCUUUGUCUCUUUGGCCUUAGUGACUAAUAAUACCAAGCUAGCUUCUUGUAGCUGUUGGGCAGUGUGACCUAGUGCCUUAAAUGUGACAGAAAAGGACUAAGAACAGAAAGUGAAGUAAAUCGGUGUCAAAUACAAGUCAGUUUUUUUUUUUUUUUUUUUUUUUGGAGCUGUUGCUUUACUGUAAAACAGUUUAAUAAUGUUGAUUGUUUGCUGUAUACCAGGAUCAUGGUGAAAGUGUUUAGUGUCUAUUUUAAAAGGAUAAAAGUUAAUGGUGAAUUAGGCCGAUUAUUAGAAGUGUUGCUGUAGCUAAUCUUCUGAACUAUUUAUCAAAUCCAUGUGGUUAAAAGAAGUCUGAACACACCGUCAGGCUCCGUUCAGCAUCGCUCUUUGUCUGCCUCACCUGCGCUAACAUGCCAACACUUGAGGAGCACAAUUACAGUUAGCAUUCAGCCACUCUUUUCUAAUGUAAUCUCGUGAGCAUGCUAACACGCUGAGUUAUGGUGUCUGCAGAGCCGUACUUCAGGAUACAGGGAGAGGGAUACGGGGCUCAAUGAUCUAACGAGCACAAAAACUGAUUUAAGGAAGAUAUUAAAGGUUUCAGUUUCACAAAAUGAUGCAGCAGAAUUUUUAAUGUUACAAGUUUCCGUUCUCAGUGCUGGAUCCUCAGAUGGUUUGUGUCGGUAUAAAUGCAGCUGUUUUAAAAGUGUGGUUUUUCCUCUCUCCUUAACCUUUUGUUGAGGUUCCAAGAGCCCUGUGAGGUUCAGGUUGUGGGGUUUUCAACUGGGUGGGGCGACAUAGGUCGCUUUAUUUAGUUAUCUUAUUAUUUUUGGUGCCUUAGAAGGCUGGAUGUCAGCACAGAAAUGACUUGAAUGUGACUUCCUCUGUCGGAUGUACUUCUGUUUCUUUUGAAUGUAACAUGGAUGUAAUGUAUAAAGAAUAUUUAUAUACACAG
This is a messenger RNA of Mugil cephalus (flathead mullet), 9695 nucleotides long. RefSeq names its product membrane-associated ring finger (C3HC4) 11 (gene marchf11). Gene Ontology annotation, molecular function: zinc ion binding; ubiquitin-protein transferase activity. The coding region runs from base 6298 to 7389 and encodes 363 amino acids. Lineage: Eukaryota; Metazoa; Chordata; Actinopteri; Mugiliformes; Mugilidae. Gene Ontology annotation, biological process: protein ubiquitination. The record is from RefSeq and is a predicted model, not a curated record. The transcript is spliced from 4 exons.